Messenger RNA from Microcebus murinus (gray mouse lemur), 2764 nucleotides. RefSeq names its product cysteinyl-tRNA synthetase 1 (gene CARS1). The record is from RefSeq and is a predicted model, not a curated record. Gene Ontology annotation, biological process: cysteinyl-tRNA aminoacylation. Lineage: Eukaryota; Metazoa; Chordata; Mammalia; Primates; Cheirogaleidae. Gene Ontology annotation, cellular component: cytoplasm. Gene Ontology annotation, molecular function: ATP binding; cysteine-tRNA ligase activity.
UGCGCGGGGCGGGACUUCCGGGGGCGAUGGUUGCAUCAGAUUCUGGUAAAUGUCUGUAGCCGCAGCCGCGGGUCCCGCAUUCCCAGGCAUGGCAGGUUCCUCUGCGGAGCAGGCUCCUGACUACAGGUCCAUUCUGAGCAUUAGUGACGCGGCAGCCAGGGCCCAAGCCCUGAACGAGCACCUCAGCACGCGUAGCUAUGUCCAGGGGCACUCACUGUCCCAGGCAGACGUGGACGUGUUCAGGCAGCUCUCGGCCCCGCCCACUGACCCCCGGCUCUUCCACGUGGCUCGGUGGUUCAGGCACAUAGAAGCGGUCCUGGGCGGCCCCUGUGACAAAGGCGGGCCCUGCGGGCUCCAAGCAAGUAAAGGCCGUUGCGUGCAGCCUCAGUGGUCCCCUCCCACGGGGACCGAGCCGUGUAAGCUCCGCCUAUACAACAGCCUCACCCGGAACAAGGACGUGUUUAUACCUCAAGAUGGCAAGAAGGUGACGUGGUACUGCUGCGGGCCAACCGUCUACGACGCAUCUCACAUGGGGCAUGCCAGGUCCUAUAUCUCUUUUGAUAUCUUGAGAAGAGUGUUGAAGGAUUACUUCAAAUUCGAUGUCUUUUACUGCAUGAACAUCACAGAUAUUGAUGAUAAGAUCAUCAAGAGAGCCCGGCAGAACCACUUGUUCGAGCAGUACCGGGAGAAGAAGCCGCAGCCCGCACAGCUGCUGGAGGACGUGCACGCCGCCCUCAAGCCAUUUUCAGUAAAAUUAAACGAGACUACAGAUCCCAAUAAAAAGCAGAUGCUGGAGCGGAUUCAGCACGCGGUGAAGCUUGCCGCGGAGCCGCUGGAGAAAGCCGUGCAGUCCCAACUCACAGGAGAGGUCGACAGCCGUGCGGAGGUGUUGUUGGAGGAGGCCAGGGACCUGCUUUCUGACUGGCUGGACUCCACACUCGGCAGCGGGGUGACCGACAAUUCCAUUUUCUCCAAACUGCCUAAGUUCUGGGAAGGAGAAUUCCACAAGGACAUGGCGGCUCUGAACGUUCUCCCUCCAGAUGUCCUGACCCGGGUUAGUGAGUACGUGCCAGAAAUCGUGAACUUCGUGCAGAAGAUUGUGGACAACGGCUACGGCUACGCUUCCAAUGGCUCUGUCUACUUUGAUACCGCGAAGUUCGCCUCUAGUGAGAAACACUCCUACGGGAAGCUGGUGCCCGAAGCUGUUGGGGAUCAGAAUGCUCUUCAGGAGGGGGAAGGGGACCUGAGUGUCACCGCAGACCGCCUGAGUGAGAAGCGCUCGCCCAACGACUUCGCGCUGUGGAAGGCCUCCAAGCCGGGAGAGCCGUCCUGGCCGUGCCCCUGGGGGAAGGGUCGUCCGGGAUGGCACAUCGAGUGCUCUGCCAUGGCGAGCACCCUCCUGGGAGCCUCGAUGGAUAUUCAUGGAGGUGGGUUCGACCUCCGGUUUCCCCACCACGACAAUGAGCUGGCGCAGUCGGAGGCCUACUUUGAGAACGACUGCUGGGUCAGGUACUUCCUCCACACUGGCCACCUGACGAUCGCAGGCUGCAAGAUGUCCAAGUCACUGAAGAACUUCAUCACCAUCAAAGAUGCCUUGAAGAAGCAUUCAGCGCGGCAGCUGCGCCUGGCCUUCCUCAUGCACUCCUGGAAAGACACGCUGGACUACUCGAGCAACACCAUGGAGUCGGCGCUGCAGUACGAGAAGUUCAUGAACGAGUUUUUCUUAAACGUGAAGGACAUCCUGCGCGCUCCCGUCGACCUCACCGGCCAGUUUGAGAAGUGGGAAGACGAGGAGGCAGAGCUCAACCGGAUCUUUUACGCCAAGAAGAUGGCCGUGCACGAAGCCCUCUGCGAUAACAUCGACACGCGCACGGCCCUGGAGGAGAUGCGUGCCCUGGUCAGUCAGUGCAACCUCUACGUGGCGGCCCGGAAGGCUGCGAGGAGGACGCCCAACCGGGCUCUGCUGGAGCACAUCGCCCUCUACCUCACGCACAUGCUGAAGAUCUUCGGGGCCAUAGAAGAGGAAAGCUCCCUGGGCUUCCCAGUCGGAGGGCCUGGAAGCAGCCUGAACCUGGAGGCCACAGUCAUGCCCUACCUUCAGGUGUUAUCGGAAUUCCGGGAAGGAGUGCGGAAGAUCGCCCGAGAGAAGAAAGUCCCCGAGGUCCUGCAGCUCAGCGACAGCCUGCGCGACGACGUCCUGCCCGAGCUCGGGGUGCGGUUUGAAGACCACGAAGGACUGCCAACGGUGGUCAAACUGGUAGACAGAGACACCUUACUGAAAGAGAGAGAAGAAAAGAAAAGGGUUGAAGAGGAGAAGAGGAAGAAGAAAGAGGAGGCAGCCCGGAGAAAACAAGAGCAAGAAGCGGCAAAGCUGGCCAGGAUGAAGGUUCCCCCCAGCGAGAUGUUCUUGUCAGAGACUGACAAAUACUCCAAAUUUGAUGAAAAUGGUCUUCCCACGCACGACACGGAAGGCAAAGAGCUGAGCAAAGGGCAAGCCAAGAAGCUGAAGAAGCUCUUCGAAGCGCAGGAGAAGCUGCACAAGGAGUAUCUGCAGCUGGUUCAGAACGGAAGCUGCCCGUGAGCAGGUGUGGGACUGACGCUUUACCUGAGCCGUCGCGGGCCGCGGCUCCUCUGCCUCAGUGCCAACGCCCCAGCGCUCUGGUCAUGUUUACAUUGUCCGCGGGUCCUAGCUUAAGAGCUGUGUUCGUGUGGGUUCGUGCCGUCGGCAGCUCUGAGACACAAUAAAUUCUUCUAAACAGUGAGA